GUCUCCCUCUCUCUUUAUAAUAUUCUUUCAAUUCAAACAGUAAAAAGAGUAGAAAGAGAGAGUGAGAUAAUUGACUCCAAAGUCCAAACAAGGGUUUCUUUUUCAUUCUUGAUCGUUUCUGGGUCUUGGGUUUUUCUUUUCUUGGACUCUAAGGAGUGGAUCCAAUUAAUUUAGAUGGGUAAGAGUAAGACGGUACAUUUGUCUGGAUUCCCUUCAUAUGUUUCGGCUGAAAGUGUUAAGAAAUUUCUGGAAGAGCACACAGGAGAAGGAACUGUGUAUGUUAUUAAGCUUCGUCCACCUAAGAAUGGGAAUUCAAGAUCCUUUGCAAUUGUGCAGUUUACCUCCAUGAAAUGCGCUGAGCUCAUUGUUGCUAAGGCGAGCCAGCGUUUGUGGUAUGGAAGUUCCUAUAUCAAGGCAUUUGAAAUGGACCAUGACACUGUACCGAAGCCAAGAACAUUUGACCACAGCUUGAAAAACAUAAAACUAUAUUUUGGUUGUCAGUUGUCAAAGGAAAGGUUUUCGUUUCUAUGGAAUGUGGCGAAUGUAUCUGUGGAUUUUGGGACUCGUCUUCGAAAAUUACACUUCUAUUUAACAAAUGAUCUAGUGGAGUAUAAGCUUCAGCUAUCCUAUGAGAACCUUUGGCAAAUUGAGCUGCAUCGUCCGCGUGGUCAAACUUCCAAAUUCCUUUUGAUUCAGUUGCUUGGCGGGCUUCGGAUUUAUGAGAAAGAUGUGCGCUCUUCAGGAAAUAUAUACGAAGACCCUCUCUAUAAUUAUUUUAGGGACACCCCUGACGACCAAUGGAUCCGUGCUACUGAUUUCACUCAAUCAUUUCGCAUUGGUCAAUCUUCUGCGCUUUGUUUGGAGCUGUCAAACGGGCUUGAACUUCCAAAUUUUCGGGAAAGCUUUGCUUACUAUAAAGAAAGUGAUGAGCAAUUUAGCUUGGAGCGCGGUGUCCCUUUUUCUAGCAACUUGGCUCUUGUCCCUAUUGUUGGUCCUCCUUCGGAUGUUCAUUUACCAUUUGAGAUUUUGUUCAAAGUUAACAUACUGCUUCAGAAUGGAUGUCUUUCAGGACCUACACUUGAUGCUAGUUUUUAUCGAUUGAUUGAUCCAAGAAGAGUCAAUCCUGACUGUAUAGAUCAUGCCCUUGAAAAACUGUAUGCUUUAAAAGAAUGCACCUUUCAACCUUCAUUGUGGCUUUCUGAGCAGUACAAGAACUACCGCGCAGCAAGGAGGCCCCCGAAACCAUCAGCCAUAGCCUUAGAUUCUGGAUUGGUAUAUGUAAGGAGGGUCCAAGUUACACCAACUAAAGUAUAUUUUUGCGGUCCAGAAGUUAAUGUCUCUAAUCGUGUGUUGCGCCAUUAUAAACAUUAUAUUGACAAUUUUCUUCGUGUUUCAUUUGUUGAUGAGGAGUUGGAAAGAUUGUAUUCAACAGAUUUAUCUCCACGCACGUCCACUGGAAUUGAGGACAGAAAAACUGAAAUCUAUCACAGGAUUCUCUCUGUUCUUGAAAAUGGAAUUACAAUUGGUGAUAAGAAGUUUGAAUUCUUGGCAUUCUCUUCGAGUCAAUUACGUGAGAAUUCUCUGUGGAUGUUUGCUGCAGAAGAUAAUAUAGAUGCUGGUGAAAUAAGAGAGUGGAUGGGAGAUUUUCGCAGCAUAAGAAAUGUGGCCAAGUAUGCUGCCAGACUAGGUCAAUCAUUUGGAUCCUCCACGGAAACUCUCAGUGUUUAUGAUCAUGAAGUUGAAAAUAUUCCUGAUGUAGAAAAGAUUACACUGAAUGGAGUCAAGUAUGUUUUCUCUGAUGGUAUUGGGAAAAUAUCUUCAGAAUUUGCUAAGAAAGUUGCCUUAAAAUGUGGCUUUAAAGAGUUCACCCCAUCAGCUUUUCAGAUCCGAUAUGGUGGAUAUAAAGGUGUUGUGGCUGUUGAUCCAACGUCACAAGUGAAAUUGUCAUUGAGGAAAAGCAUGUGCAAGUUUGAAUCUGAGCAUACAAAGCUAGAUGUUUUAGCCUACAGCAAAUUUCAGCCAUGUUAUCUGAACCGUCAACUGAUAUCUCUCUUGUCUACCCUUGGUGUUGAGGAUCGGUUUUUUCUGAAAAAACAAAAGGAAGCUGUAGACCAGCUUGAUGCUAUGUUGACUGAUCCAUUGAAAGCACAAGAGGCUCUGGAGUUGAUGUCUUCAGGUGAGACUACUAACAUCCUGAAGGAGUUGCUCCUGUGCAAUUAUAAGCCUGAUACUGAGCCAUUCCUUUCAAUGAUGCUGCAAACAUUCAGAUCAUCUAAGUUGCUGGAAUUGCGGACUAAAUCAAGGAUCUUUAUUCCGAAUGGAAGAGCAAUGAUGGGAUGUCUUGAUGAAACUGCUACCUUGAAUUAUGGGCAGGUGUUUGUGCAGUUUGCUGGAACCAGGCAUAGGCGAUAUUUUGAAGAUUCAUUUAUGUUUGAUGGUGGUAAUUCAAACCAGAAUUUUAUCGUCCAGGGAGUGGUGGUGGUUGCCAAAAACCCUUGCUUGCACCCUGGCGACAUUCGUGUUCUAAGAGCUGUCAAUGUACCUGCCUUGCACCAUAUGGUGGAUUGUGUUGUUUUUCCACAAAAAGGACCAAGGUAUGAAAUGAUUCACCCAAAUAAUCUUAGUUCUGCAGUAAAUCAUUUGUUUUGUGUUUGUGUUUUCGAUUUUGUGUGCAAAUAUUUCUUUUUGGAUACUGAUUUACUGAAGUACAACACUAGACCUCACCCAAAUGAAUGUUCGGGAAGCGACCUCGAUGGAGAUAUCUAUUACGUUUGUUGGGAUCCUGAUUUGGUUCCUAAGAAGCAAAUUGAACCUAUGGAUUAUACCCCAGCACCAAGCAAGCACUUAGAUCAUGAUGUCACAGUUGAGGAAAUCAUGGAAUAUUUCACAAACUACAUAGUCAAUGACAGUCUGGGAAUAAUUGCCAAUGCCCACACCGCGUUUGCAGAUAAAGAGUCUAAGAAAGCAAUGAGCGAUUCAUGCAUAGAGCUCGCAAAGCUAUUUUCAAUUGCUGUUGACUUUCCGAAAACUGGUGUACCUGCUGUAAUCCCAAGUCAUUUGCAUGUCAAAGAAUAUCCUGAUUUCAUGGAGAAGCCUGAUAAAUCUACAUACGAAUCACAAAACGUGAUUGGGAAGCUCUUCCGCAUGGUGAAAGACAUUUCGUUGCAUGAUAGCUCUACAAGGUUCUUCACCAAAGAAGUGGCUAGGAGGUCUUAUGAUCCCGACAUGGAGUAUGAUGGAUUUGAGGAGUACAUUGAUGAUGCUGUCUUUUACAAAGGCAAUUAUGAUUACAAAUUGGGUAAUCUGCUGGACUAUUAUGGGAUCAAAACCGAGGCAGAAAUACUGAGCGGGAGCAUAAUGAAAAUGUCCAAAUCUUUCACAAAAAGACGCGAUGCUGAAUCCAUUAACAUGGCUGUAAGGUCUUUGAGAAAGGAAGCUAGGACCUGGUUCAAUGAAAAUGGGAGUAGUCUAGAUUCUGGAGCUGAUGAGGUAUAUGCAAAAGCUUCAGCUUGGUACCAUGUCACAUACCACCCCGAUUAUUUCGGUUUUUAUAAUGAAGGCAUGAAUCGGGACCAUUAUCUUAGCUUUGCAUGGUGUGUUUAUGACAAGCUUGUGCAAAUCAAGAGAAAUAAUGCAAGCAUGAGAAGGUCUCUACAACAAUCUUCUCUGGAAAGGGAAUUCGGUCUUCGAUUGCAACUGAGAUAAGAAAUUUGUCUGUAAAUAUCAUCUUAAACUUGAGUGAAACUUGGUCUCUCUCUCU
Cannabis sativa is the source of this 3760-nucleotide messenger RNA. RefSeq names its product probable RNA-dependent RNA polymerase 1. The coding region runs from base 175 to 3705 and encodes 1176 amino acids. The record is from RefSeq and is a predicted model, not a curated record. The transcript has 4 exons. Gene Ontology annotation, cellular component: nuclear RNA-directed RNA polymerase complex. Gene Ontology annotation, molecular function: RNA-directed RNA polymerase activity; nucleic acid binding. NCBI's taxonomy places the organism in Eukaryota, Viridiplantae, Streptophyta, Magnoliopsida, Rosales, Cannabaceae. Gene Ontology annotation, biological process: siRNA processing.